Messenger RNA from Mycosarcoma maydis (corn smut), 2445 nucleotides. RefSeq lists its product as uncharacterized. The coding region runs from base 1 to 2445 and encodes 814 amino acids. The transcript has a single exon. The record is from RefSeq and is a predicted model, not a curated record. NCBI's taxonomy places the organism in Eukaryota, Fungi, Basidiomycota, Ustilaginomycetes, Ustilaginales.
AUGAGCCGUCCUGAAAGUCGCUCUGGCAACGCGUCGACGCCGCAGGGCACAAGCGUGUUAAAGGCGGAUGACGGCGGUUCAGGUCAGACUCCUGGCGGCAGUACCGAGAACAGCGUGGCUUACCGAUAUGUAGCCGUCCAGCAGAUGACCUCGUGUCGUGAUCACAUCGAGUACCAAUUGACUGUGCGAGAACAGCCGAAACAGUCGAGGAUGUGCGGUGUUGGUGAAAAGGCGGACCGUAGACCGAUCGAUCCAGCUCCGAUCGUGCAGCUUCGUGUCGUCACCCACGACCGUCCCAUCCGUCAGAGUGACCCAGUCGGAAGUGCUUCCGUCGCGCCACCCGUCGAGAGAAGGCCCGGCCAGGGUGCCGCCGCACCUCAGACACCAGGUGUUCGAAGAGGCUUGCCCGUCACCACCGCCCUUGGCGAUGGCUGGGAGGACAAAGCCUGGUACCUCGAAAAUCCAUACUACUUUAUGUACGCCAUGCUCUGCAACGCAGACACCGACGAGGAGCUGCACCUGCUCAAUGACGGAAAGACAAGAUACACUAGCGGCUCGUGUGUCUCUUGCCUCUACCACCUCAAGGACAUUGAUGGCUCACAUCAAGGUUUCUUUGUCUUUCCGGACUUGAGCAUCCGCGUCGAAGGUCGCUACCGCCUCAAACUCUGUCUCUUUGAAACCAUCGGCCACUCGGUGCAUCAUUGCAAAUCCAUCUAUUCGGAUCCCUUCCACGUCUAUACAGCCAAGCGCUUUCCAGGCAUGGAAGAGUCGACGCGUCUCUCCAAGUCGUUUGCCGAACAAGGUCUCAAGGUACGCGUUCGCAAGCAUCCUCGCUCGCGACGAAGAGGCUCCAAGAGGACAAAGGACGAGAGCGACGCUUCCGACGAGACUCCCCUGGCGCGACAUGUCAGCCCCAAACGUGCCAGAGCAUCUGAUGUUUUGCCAAUGUCGGGUCUUCCCAUGUCGCAGCCAAUCGCAUCAUCAAGGAUGCCGCGCUCAAUGGAUGAUCGCUUCGAACGCGCCGACUACGAUCGAACGCCUUCCAUGGCCUCUGCGUACUACGACGUCAAAGGCGCUCCUCCAAGCCGACAUGCUCCGUGGGAAGAGGAGGAAGUAUUGCGGCUGCGCGAAUCGCGCGCUUGGGAUCCUAUGUAUGAUGCUCCAUCAGCCCUCUACUCUCAUCAUGCUCGAGAAGACAGGGUGGAGGAUCGUCGUCUCCCUCCGCGUGACUUUGCCGACGGACGCUACAUGGAUGGCGACUACCCUCCGCACACACGAUCAGCAGCAGCUCCACUCAGCAGCAUGUCCGCUCGAGCAGGUCCUUCAGAAUAUUCCGAACACGUCCGAUCGGUUUACCUCCGAGACGAUCCUGUUCGUUCCAUGCAUGGCUCACCUCACCGUCUCUCAGCAGCAUUGCCGCCACUACCACCGCCACUGUCUAAAACGCCGUCGCAUCCAGCUUUGGUGGGUCGAGGAUAUCCAGAAUCCUCGGCCAGCCUGACGCCAGCAUACAGCCGCAACUACCCUUCCGUCCCCGCCCCCGCCCCCGCCCCAGCUCCCAUGCCUAUGCGUCCAGCCCCGCUCCUUUCUCGAUCAUACGACCAUAUCGGUCAGCAAUCUUCUGGGCGAAUCUAUGACGACUAUGGUCCGCGCCCAAAUGUAGUCGCUCAUUACAGCGGCUCAUACGAUCCUCGAGACGCCCUUGCUCGUGGGUUUUCUCCACCUUCACCACAGCCGGGUCGUAGAAGCCCCUAUGCAUCUCAUCAUCCGCCUACACAAUGGCGUUCUGGCCCACCGAGUCCCAGCAGACCGUCCGACUACCACCUCGGCAGGGCUUCGGCGGUGGAACGAGGAUACGCUGCUGCGCGAAGGUCGCCCAUACCUUCUGCUCGAGGCAUCGACACGCCGCCAGAAGCAUAUGCUGGCUUCGAAAGCAAUCCUUUUCCCCGUCGUAGCUUUGGGGUCCCUGAUGCGGGACGCCCUGCAGCAACGUACGACGCACCUCGAGCACCACCGGCGGAUCUGUAUGCGCCAGAUGAAGGACCGCCCUCGGGACGACUAGGCGGCAUCGGGUUUGCUCCCUCCAGUCGUGAACGACUCAUCUUACCUCCUCUGCCUGUACCAUCUCCUCUAUCUGCACAUAGAGGUGAAUUGACCCCGCUCGGCACACGAGAUCGAGAUCGAGAAGCGGCGUACAUAGCGAUGCCACGAGAUCGCGAUCAAGGCCUUGCCCCUACAGAACGGUACCUUUCCCCGUCAGGUUACAAUCCGCGCGCUGGCGAGCUCGAUCAACGAGACCGAGAAUGGGAAUGGGAAUGCGAACGUGAACGUGAACGUGAACGCGAGCGCAAGCGAGGUCCGGCGUCUCCCGAAUACCGGCGCGAUUUUGCACAGGCUACCAUGCCCAGUAAACCUUCUUCUCGUGGUCAUAACCAACCGUACUAA